This is a messenger RNA of Talaromyces rugulosus, 1152 nucleotides long. RefSeq lists its product as uncharacterized. Gene Ontology annotation, molecular function: crossover junction DNA endonuclease activity; ATP-dependent DNA damage sensor activity; ATP binding. Gene Ontology annotation, cellular component: Rad51C-XRCC3 complex; replication fork; Rad51B-Rad51C-Rad51D-XRCC2 complex. The record is from RefSeq and is a predicted model, not a curated record. Gene Ontology annotation, biological process: DNA repair; meiotic DNA recombinase assembly; reciprocal meiotic recombination. NCBI's taxonomy places the organism in Eukaryota, Fungi, Ascomycota, Eurotiomycetes, Eurotiales, Trichocomaceae. The transcript is spliced from 4 exons. The annotation marks the transcript as partial.
GCAGUGAUCCCAUCAAUCCCGGCAUCGCAGGCCCUACGACUGCAAUUUCAAGCAUCGUCGCAGCCAUCAUCCUCUGCACCACUGCAGCAGAUUCUGUCUCCAGUGUCGACUGGCUUGGUCGGGUUGGAUUAUGCUAUUUCGGCAUCUGCUGCUGCUUCUGGAACAGCAGCAGGAACAGGAGCUGGAGGAGGGUUCGCGCGGGGCAGUGUGUCCGAAGUAUACGGUCCGCCGGGGGUUGGCAAGACAUCGCUGCUGCUGAACACGGCGGUCAAGGCGUUGGCUGCAGGACAGCAUGUCGUCUGGAUUGACACCGGCCCCCCAAUCCCCAAACCACGCCUUCAACAGCUAUUAGAAGCAGCACAUACACAUACACAUACACAUACACAUACACAUAACAACAGCACGAGCAGCAGCUUGAGCAAAGAAGAAAUGGCCCAAAACCUCACACACAUCCGCACGCCAUCUCUACCACACCUCGUCGCUCUCCUCGCCCACCCACCCCCAAACUUCCCACCUGUUGGGACGAGUUUACUCGUUGUCGAUUCUGUCUCUGCGCCGUUUCCGUCGUAUUUCCCAAACGCCACCGAAAUCCGCUCGCGCCUUGCUUCAGCCUCUUCUACAACAGGAGGAGGAAAAGAGCAGCAGCAGCAGCAGCAGACGCAAUGGCUCCUCAACCGCAAACGCAACGUAGCCAGCGACCUAGCCAGCCACGCGGCCAAGCUCGCGUCAACGCGUGGUCUUGCAGUGGUACUGCUGAAUCAGACACAUACAAAGAUUCGCGGAUUGCCGCGGCCGACGCUGUAUCCGGCGCUGGCGACGGCGGGGGCGUGGGAGAGUUGUAUUUCGACGAGGAUUGUUAUUUAUCGCGAGUUUUUUUCGGACGUUUCUGGGAAGAAGAGGAAAGAGAAGGUGAGGUUUGCAGAGAUGAUGAAAAAGGGUGGGAAGGUGUUGGCGGCAAGAACGGAAGAGGAUAUUGUGCGGUUUAUAAUCGAUGAUAAUGGCCUGCGAGAGCUCAAUCUGCAACCCGAAUCAACGCCGCAGACAAUAUCGCUGCCAGUGUCUGUGCGGAAACGCAAGGUUGGCGAGAUUGCAGAUAGCGAAGAGGAGAGUGGGUUUGAGGAUGAGGAGGAGUAUGACUGGGAGGGGACGUAG